AUACCUCACCUAUACAACACCUGUGCUUCCAUUACCAACCAACCUCAUUUUCAUUCUCUCUCUCUCUUUUCCCAUUCACCAUUAACCACACAAACACAAUCUUCACUCCAAUAUUCACUUUAUUCAUGGAUUCUUCAUCUGGACAAACUCAGUGAUGAGAUUUGAUUAUGUUGUGCAGCAAAUGUCUAGCAAUUCAUCACUGGAAAACAUGUUAGGUUGCUCAAAAGAAGAACAAGACACAAAAGCAAAACCUCAACCAGAACAAGCUCUGAAAUGUCCAAGAUGUGAUUCAACCAACACCAAAUUCUGUUACUACAACAACUACAGUCUUACACAGCCAAGAUACUUCUGCAAAUCUUGCAGAAGAUAUUGGACCAAAGGUGGAACAUUAAGGAAUGUUCCAGUUGGAGGUGGAUGCAGAAAAAACAAAAGAUCAUCAUCAACAUCAAAAAGGGUACAAGAUCAAUCAUUCACACCUAAUCUAAUAAACCCAUUUAAUAACUUCCCUCAUUCAUCUUAUGAUCAUAAUUCCAAUGAUUUCACAUUAGCAUUAGCUAGGCUUCAAAAACAAUCAUGUGGGCAAAUGGGUCAUUUUGAUGAUAAUGAUGUUUCAAUUUUGGGAAAUCCAAAUUCAGCCACAAGCUCAUUUAAUGAUGUUAUUGGCAACCAUUCAACCACAAACAAUGGAUUAUUUGAUGCAAUUAGAAGUGGGUUAUUCCUUGGAAGUGGAAUACAAUAUAAUUAUAAUAAUAAUAAUGUUCAGAAUUUGUAUGGUGUUUAUGGAAAUGGAGACAAUAUGGAAGUAAAUAGUGGAAACAACAAUAGCAAUGUUUGUGGGGUUGGUGAAGAAAUGAUGUUUCCUUAUGAACAAGAAAUCAGGGGUGCAAUAAAUGUGAAGCAAGAAUUGUGCAGUGGUAGAGAACAAAGUGAAAGUAAAGUUUUUGGUGGUUUUCCUUGGCAGUUAAAUGGUGGACCAAACAUGGGUGAAAUUGAAUCAGUAAGAGGAAAUUGGAAUAAUGGUUUCACUUCUAAUUGGCAAGGGGUUCUUCAUAGUCCACUAAUGUAGAAUUUUAAAUUGUGGUUAGCUUUGCAAACUUUUACAUUUUGGAUUUUGGAUUAUGCAAUUAAAGAGAUUUAAACUGUGGUUGGAUACUAUUGUGGAAACUUCAAAAUUCACAAAAAUAUUGCAACUACAAUUAAAGUUAAAGACCACAAUUUAAAAUUACGAAAUCAAAUUAAAAAAUACUCAUUUAAUUUCUUCUAAUGUAUAACAUAUAAAAUAUAUUUGGGUUUGAGUAGUUUUGGGUUAUCAGAGAUUUGAUUCAUUUGGAAUCGGAACAAAUCUCUUGUGUUUUUUUUUUUCUUAUUAUGUUUCUAUGUAAUGUCACAUUUUUUGUACGACAAUCUUUUUGUUUAUUGGUGAAUAGACUAAUGAAAUUUCAGAUAUUUUUGCUACCAAAAUUAA
Molecule: messenger RNA, 1465 nt
Organism: Cicer arietinum (chickpea)
Lineage: Eukaryota; Viridiplantae; Streptophyta; Magnoliopsida; Fabales; Fabaceae
Product: dof zinc finger protein DOF2.1
Biological process (GO): regulation of DNA-templated transcription
Molecular function (GO): DNA-binding transcription factor activity; DNA binding
Source: RefSeq, a predicted model, not a curated record